Messenger RNA from Talpa occidentalis (Iberian mole), 1132 nucleotides. Its product is annotated as olfactory receptor 1361-like. NCBI's taxonomy places the organism in Eukaryota, Metazoa, Chordata, Mammalia, Eulipotyphla, Talpidae. Gene Ontology annotation, biological process: G protein-coupled receptor signaling pathway. The coding region runs from base 1 to 984 and encodes 327 amino acids. The transcript has a single exon. The record is from RefSeq and is a predicted model, not a curated record. Gene Ontology annotation, cellular component: membrane. Gene Ontology annotation, molecular function: olfactory receptor activity; G protein-coupled receptor activity.
AUGGCUAAUAGAAGCAGGACAGAAGUGACUGAGUUUGUCUUAUUGGGUCUGUCCAGCUGGCCAGAGAUGCAACCAGUUAUUUUUGGGAUUAUCCUGGCCAUGUACCUGGUGGCAGUGAUGGGCAAUGCUCUUUUAGUAGCUGUUGCCCUAUCAGACCCCAAGCUCCAGACCCCCAUGUAUUUCCUGCUCAGUCAGCUUUCUUGCAUUGACAUAUUUCUGACAACCAUCACUGUUCCCCAGAUGCUGGUGCACACACUGUCUGUGACCAGAACCAUCUCAUUUAACUGCUGCAUGACCCAGCUAUUCUUCUUCAUGGCUGUGGGCAGCAUGGAAGGCCACUUGUUGGCUGCCAUGGCCUAUGACCGCUAUGUUGCCAUCUGUGACCCCCUAAGAUACUCUGCCAUUGUCAGCCGUCGUCUCUGUCUACGCAUAACCUUGACCUCAUGGGUGGUUGUCAGCCUCAACAGUCUCCUUUAUAGUGUGUUGGUCACCCGCUUAACCUUCUGUGGCAACCAGAUCACCCAUUUCUUCUGUGACAUCACACCCUUGCUGAAGCUCUCCUGCACCCGGCCAGUGGUCAAUGAAAUGCUAAUAUUCACUGAGGGCGUAGCUGUGGUGGUCAGCCCCUUCUUCUUCAUUUUAGGGUCUUAUGCCUGCAUUGGCGCUGCCAUCGUCCGCAUGCACUCACUCGCCGCCCUGCGCAAAGCCCUGUCCACGUGCAGCUCCCACAUCCUGGUUGUGCUGCUCCUGUAUGGCUCUGUGAUCCGCAUGUACCUGCGACCAUCUUCCAGCUAUGACUUGGACCAGGAUCGCCAGGUCGCCAUCUUUUACACAGUGGUCACCCCUAUGCUGAACCCUCUGAUCUACAGCUUGAGGAACCAGGAGGUUAAGGGAGCUCUGCGAAGGCUUUUCAGGAAACUCUGCAUCUCAGGAAACUUCCAGCCUGGUUCCCAGGCAAACAGGAAAUGGAAGCACAUUUCCUGAGCCGAAGGUGUUACGAUCUAGCUUGAAAAUGUGUCGAAUAGAAAUGGUGCCCUCUUAAUAAUGGGUAUGGCUCACAUUUUUAUGGAAUAACCUUCUUGGUUAAUGUCCUUUAGUUUGUGUUUGGGAAGAUUGAGUUCACAGAUAUUCU